This is a messenger RNA of Arabis nemorensis, 258 nucleotides long. NCBI's taxonomy places the organism in Eukaryota, Viridiplantae, Streptophyta, Magnoliopsida, Brassicales, Brassicaceae. The record is from the annotation of a GenBank genome assembly.
AUGGACGCUAAAUUAGCGUCGGAACAAAUCGAUGGAGGUCAACAUAUCAAUGACCGAAAAUUCUUGGAGGAACGCGCUGAGCAAUGCGGCAUUGAAGUCGAGACGAUAUCCACCUACAUUGAUUCAUUUAGGUACGGUGCACCUCCACACGGUGGAUUCGGAAUGGGACUAGAGAGAAUGGUGAUGCUUUUCCUUGGACUAGACAAUAUCCGCAAAACAUCGCUCUUCCCUCGUGACCCUCAAAGGCUCAAACCCUGA